Molecule: messenger RNA, 1404 nt
Organism: Vollenhovia emeryi
Lineage: Eukaryota; Metazoa; Arthropoda; Insecta; Hymenoptera; Formicidae
Exons: 5
Coding region: 65-1222 (385 amino acids)
Biological process (GO): actin filament polymerization
Cellular component (GO): actin cytoskeleton; cytoplasm
Molecular function (GO): protein binding
Source: RefSeq, a predicted model, not a curated record
CGCUCGCGAUCGUGCGAUUGUAAACAAUUGGAUACGCGCGCGGAGGAGCCAGGCAUCGGGAAGGAUGCGACUGACAUGGGCCGAGGGCAGGUACGCGCUCUGCCUGCUGAUCCUGCAAGUGCGGCUGACGAACUCGCGGACGUCCUGGCGGCUGAACGCCGCCGACAAGGUCGUGAAGACGACCGACUUCGUGAGCGCGAUCGAGGACGAUCCGAUCUUCGAUAUCCUCGCGGGCAGCGUGGUCACCGGCAACGGCCAGGCCUGGAGCAGGACCGCGACGUCGGAGAAGCACGAGAAGGUGCAGAUAUACUGUCAGGAAUGCAAGGGCUUCGCCAGCCAGGAGAGACGACUCUCGUCGUACGUGUUGAAGGACACGCAAAAUAUCAGCGAGUCCUACCCACUUACCUCGCAAGUGUCGAGCGAGCAGGUGACCUGCGCCACCGGCCAGCAAUGCGACAACAUAAUAUUGGACUGCGGCAAGCCGGUGAAUUUCACUUACUAUGACAAUCUGAUCGGCGUGGCGAACCGGAACAAGCAUCCGUUGGUACCGGAGCCCAAUGUGGCGCUCAUGUUCAAGAAGAACGGCGGCAAGAGUGUCGACGUCGACAUUGACCUGCUGGAGAGACGCUUGAAGAAAGCGAAGCGGGAGAAACCAAAAUCUGUCCAGCUUUAUAACCAGAUAGGAAAUUUCUGGCGUAUAAAAGGUGAUGCGCAAAGAUCAAUCGAGUGCUUUCGUAGAGCGCUCGCUGUGUCACCGCACAACGCAGAAGUGCUCUUGAACUUGGCUAGAGUAUUGCUGGUGCAACAUUACUUGGACGACGCGACGUACUUAGCCAGGCGAUCCUUAGAGUUGCAACCUCCGGAUCGCAACGCGUGGGAGCAAUAUCUUACACUUGGACAAAUAUUCAAGGCAUAUGGACACUUUCAAGAGGCAGCUGUACACCUGCGUCACGCACUGGAAUUAAAACCAGAUCUUUCCGAUGCUGCCGAUGCAUUAAAAGAGGUCGAGUCACUGCCGCUUGCAAGUAUACACGUGUAUACGUUGCUGAUUAUCGUCGGCUUGGUGCUCGGUGUCCUUUUUGUUGUGUUGACCAGCGUGGAAUGUGACGAGGAUUCAACUCUAGUCAAUGGACAGCUUCAGCGUCCAGUCCAACGACAUUUCAGUCGUGCUAUGGCUAUGCGCAGCUUGCGGCUUAACGUUGCGCGCAAUAAACGCUGUUGAUGACGACGAUUCAUUAUUGACGAAUCAGUCGUUCGUACAUGUGAUAGAAUAACUUCUCAUGCCAUAACGACUUAUCUCCCUACAAAGUUAUUUGUAACAUGAUAACUCGCAAUAAUUCUUGGGAUGCACUAACUGUUUAUUAUAUAUCUCCGGAGAAAAAUAUAUGAGGAAAUGUACAAGAA